Chaetomium fimeti is the source of this 4697-nucleotide messenger RNA. Its product is annotated as IKI3 family-domain-containing protein. The coding region runs from base 323 to 4363 and encodes 1346 amino acids. Gene Ontology annotation, cellular component: elongator holoenzyme complex; cytosol. Lineage: Eukaryota; Fungi; Ascomycota; Sordariomycetes; Sordariales; Chaetomiaceae. The transcript has 5 exons. The record is from RefSeq and is a predicted model, not a curated record. Gene Ontology annotation, molecular function: tRNA binding. Gene Ontology annotation, biological process: tRNA wobble base 5-methoxycarbonylmethyl-2-thiouridinylation.
GUGACUACUAACCCACCAACUCGGCUUACUAGCGGGCCUUCCAAGGAAUCCCCUCCAUCAAACUGCACAAUAAUUUUCUAUUUUUCGCCACUUUACUUGGGACUUCCCCUCAGGUGGUUUCGAGAUUUUCUGCAAGGGGAUACAGGCGGCUCAGACAGGAAACUUACAGGCCACUCGUACCAAAACUCCCCACCAAGCGCCGACAAUUCCCGAAAAAGAAGCCAUUUUUUCAGAGAAUGAACUGGGCUGCCCACAUAAUUGGUGCCAACCAGCUUUGACUCACAUACAUAAUCAUAACCGACACGCCUUUCGACCGGUCGAGAUGCGGAACCUGCGCAACAUCGGGCACGGCGUCUUCCGGAUCCCGGAUUCAUCCUCGGCAACUGCACUUCCCAUCUCAGCGUCUUGCUGGGAUGUCGCCCGGGAUGAGGUGAUUAUCGCAUGCGGCCCGACGCCCGGGGACGCCCGUAUCGAGCUGCUCCGGGUUGCGAAACAUGACCAUCACACAUCACCAGCACAACUGCAGUCACAGAGCGUCGCAUCAUGGGAUGUCUCGAGCCCGAGCGAGAAUGGGGAGCCAGAUGCCAUCGUGGGCAUGCACUACUUCAGCGACACUUUGACAACGUGUGUCAUCAUGGCUGGUGGUGAUAUCAUCACGGUGACCGAAGACGAAGAGGGCGUCGCUAUUCCCGGCGAAGCCCAUGUCGAGAUCGUAGGCACCCUUCUGCCGUUUAUCGCCGCGGCCCGCUGGUCUCCAGAUGAGGAGUUGCUAGUUGUUGCUACCGGCGAUGCCAAGGUGGUGUUCAUGAGCCGGAGCUGGCAUGUCAUUUCCGAGGCCGUCCUGUCUGCCGACGACCUGAAGCUCUCCAAGCACGUCUCCGUCGGAUGGGGCAAGAAGGAGACGCAGUUUCAGGGGAGAGGUGCCAAGGCCAAAGCACUCAGGGAUCCUACCAUUCCUGAGAAGGUGGACGAGGGCACGCUGAGCCAGAAUGAUGAUGGCCGUUGCAGCAUCAGCUGGCGGGGCGACGGUGCCUAUGUCGCUAUCAACUUUCUCCAAGAAGGCGUGCGUCGUGUCAUCCGCGUCUUCAACCGCGACGGUGAGUUGGACAGCGUCAGCGAGCCUGUUGAUGGCCUUGACGGGAGUCUGAGCUGGCGGCCCGAGGGCAACCUGAUCGCCGGUAUCCAGCGCCUCCCUGACCGCGUGGACGUGGCAUUCUUUGAGAGAAACGGGUUGCGGCAUGGCCAGUUUACCCUCCGCGCCCCUGCUGAUAACGCUGGCGUACUCGAGCAUGUGGCCCUAGAAUGGAACUCCGAAUCAACGGUCCUUGCUGUGAUAUUGAAAGACCGGAUCCAGCUCUGGACCAUGGGCAACUACCAUUGGUAUUUGAAACAGGAAAUACUCUGUGGUCAUUCAGACAGCGUCGAUGCCCAAAAGCAGAAGCCCCUUUUCUCGUGGCACGCUGAGAAACCCCUUCGGCUCGCAGCAGCGGUCGCGGACAAGGUUCUUGUGAAUGAAUAUGCCCUCACAGUAUCCAGAGGGCCGACAACGGCUCCGCACGACCACGGAGCCGUGGCGGUUGUCGAUGGACAAACCAUCAAGUUUACACCUUUCCGGACUUGUAACCCGCCGCCCCCGAUGUCCAUGUGUGAGCUCGAAGUCGAGUCUCCCGUCAUCGAUGUGGCCUUUUCGACCGACUGCACCUCAAUGGCCGUUCUGCACCGAGUUGGUGUCAGCAUCUUUGCCCUCGAGGCCAAGGGCCCCCGCCUCUCUAGCCCGAAACUCUUAAAUAUGGCUACAUUUGAAAAGACGGCACCUCAGCUGUAUGAAGAGUCGUCGCUUCAAGUCGGCUUUUCCGGGCCCAACGAGCUUGAGGUCCUGUGCAUGACAGAGGACGUUGAGCUGUUGCGAUACGGAUUUGGCUCUGAGGGUACCAAGUCAUGGCUUACAACGGUUGCAGGCCCCAUCAUGACGAUAACAUCACCCGGAUCUACGUCGAUAGAGGGUGUGGUAGCCCAGGACUUGUCUGGCAGGCUUAGUAAGAUCUCUGGCGGAGAACAAUCGCCUUUGCCCGUUCAGUUUCCCACAUUCCUGCCAUGGGUUAGCUGCGUCGUGCAUGACGGCGAGCCCCUUGCGUUUGGAUUGUCGAGGGUUGGGCACCUCUAUGCAAAUCGGCGUCAACUUGCAAAGAAUUGUACUUCGUUCCUAGUUACAGACAGCCACCUCGUCUUCACCACUAGCAAUCAUUUCGUCAAGUUCGUUCACUUGGCUUCGGAACAAGAACUCGACGUUCCGGCGGAUGACCCCGAGAAGGACGAACGGUGCAGGAGCAUUGAGCGAGGCGGCCGGCUGGUCACCGCCAUUCCUACUAAGAUGGCCUUGGUCCUGCAAAUGCCGCGGGGAAACCUGGAGACCAUCUAUCCGCGUGCCAUGGUGCUAGCUGGCAUUAGAAGGUUAGUGGAACAGAAGGACUACGGCUCUGCGUUUGCGACAUGCCGAACCCAGCGUGUGGAUAUGAACAUCCUGUUCGACCACCGGCCUGAGCAGUUCUUGGAGAAUGUGGGCUUGUUCCUUGAUCAGGUGAAAGAUCCGGCCAACGUCGACUUGUUUCUGUCGUCGCUCAAGGAGGAAGACGUUACCCAGACCAUGUAUCGGGACACCAAGACUCCCGGUACGCAGCCGCCCGACUUCAAGGCCGCCGUCAAGCCAGGAAAGACAAACAUCGUUUGCGAAGCCGUCCUACAAAGGCUCCGUGCGCAGAGGAAGGCCAACCUCCAAAACAUUAUCACGGCCCAUGUCUGCAAGAGCCCACCUGCGCUUGACGAUGGUUUGCUCGUGGUUGCCGAGUUAAUGCAAGAGGACAGUGCCUUGGCAGAGCGCGCUGUCGAGCACAUCUGCUUCUUAGCCGACGUCAACCAGCUUUACGAUCAUGCUUUGGGACUGUACAACCUGGAUCUCACUAUCCUGGUGGCCCAACAAGCCCAGCGAGACCCCCGCGAAUACCUGCCGUUCGUUCAGGAACUCCACAAGAUGCCGACGCUAAAGAGGCAAUUCACCAUCGACGAUAAGCUCGAACACUGGGAGAAGGCUCUGGAUCACUUAAAGGCGCUUAAUGACUUUGAAGAGGUUAAGAGCUACAUCGUUGCGCACAAUCUCUACCAGUACGCCCUUGGAAUCUACCGCCACGAGGAGCAGCACCACCGCGCCAUCACCGACCUCUUUGCCGCGUAUCUUAAAUCCACAUCCCACUUCAAAGAAGCCGGCCUCGCGUACGAAUCCCUCGACAACUUCACCGACGCAACAGACUGCUACCUCAAAGCGGGAACCACCUGCUGGCGGGAAUGCCUCUACGCCGCGCAACAACAGAACCCGCCACUGUCGCCCGCCAAACUCUCCGAGAUCGCCACCUCCCUCGCCGACGCCCUCCGCGAGGCCAAGGACUACGCCUCGGCAGCCACAAUCCACCUCGACUACCUCGCCUCCGUCCCCGCCGCAAUCCAACACCUCUGCAAGGGCUACCUCUUCGCCGACGCCCUGCGGCUCGCGGCCCUCCACAACCGCGCCGACCUCCUCCCCACCGCCAUCGACACGGGCCUCACCGAGGCGCUCUCCUCCUCCACCGAAUUCCUCGCCGACUGCAAAGCCCAGCUCCACGCCCAAGUCCCCCGCAUCGCCGAACUCCGCCUCAAAGCCCGCGAGGACCCCCUCGCCUUCUACGAGGGCGAAAACCCCUUCGGCGGCGGCAACCGCACCAACGCGGACGGCACCACCGACGCCAACAUCCCCGACGACGUCUCCAUCGCGGCCUCCUCCCGCGGCGGCGGCGCCGCCAGCACCUCGGCCAGCCUGUUCACGCGCUACACCAACAAGGGGUCGGGCUCCGUCGGCACCGCGGGGACCGGCGUCUCGCGCGCGACGAGCAAGAACCGCCGGCGCGAGGAGAAGAAGCGCGCGCGCGGGCGCAAGGGCACCGUUUAUGAAGAGGAGUACCUCGUCAACUCGGUGCGGCGGCUGGUUGAGCGUGUGGCCGCGGCCGCCGCCGAGGUCGAGAGGCUUGUCUUUGGGCUCGCGCGCCGCGGCAUGGCGGAGCGGGCGCGCGCUGUCGAGGAGCUGAUGGCCGGUGUGCAGGAGGCGUGUCGGAAGGCGGUGGGGGAGGUUUGGCCUGCUGCUGGUGGUGUUGGGGAUGGUGCGGCGGUGGGGGUGGAGGAGGAGCCGACGAGGGACCCGGCUGCGGAGGGGUACCGGCCUGGUGGCGGGGAUGGGGUGUUGUUUGAUAGCUUGGAGGCGAUGCGGGCGAGGCAGACGCCGCCUGUGGUGGGGGCUUUUGAGAGGUUGUCGUUGUUGGGGAAGGGGAAGUCCGGGUGAUGAGUGGGUGAUGUCUGGGUGGGUUUGGGGUGAUAGGGUAGGCAUUUUGGGUGAGGUAAAAAAGCGUUGUUUAUUCGGCAGGGGAGAAUAAAAAGGGGUUGUUAUGUCAACACGUACUAAGUCCAUGGGGAGUUUGAAGGGGUGCUGGCAGAGUAAAGGGUGACUGAGGAGAGUUUAUUGCUUCAGUAAAACACUGUCCGAGUCUCCCUAUGAAUCAAUAUUUCCUAGAUAUAUCCAACUGGUUAACUUCGGCGAGGACCAGCAACUAACUGACUAACUCGAUGCCUCCCCACAACGCCUGGCUCGCUCAGUCCUAAUCCAACCCCCAAUAACC